AUGAAGGCCAUUGUCAACAUCGCACUCGCUGCUAUCGCGGCCUCCAGCCCCUUGUUCCGCGCCGAUCACAAUGGGCUUGAAAUCACAGCGCAGCUCAACAGUCGCGCAACGGGAAGCACAUCAAAAGAAUUCACCGAGGGCGGUUGUCGUGAUGUCAUUUUCGUCUUCGCUCGGGGUUCUACAGAGCUCGGAAACAUGGUGCGUCCCGCCCCCCCGCCCCCCCGGCUCGGGUGUUUUCUCCCGCUUAAACCCCCGUCACAGGGAUCAACUGUUGGCCCCCCAACUUCGGACGGCUUGAAAAAACGUUACGGUGAUGACAAGGUCGCAACAGAGGGCGUCGACUACGCUGCCAGUCUGGAGACCAAUCUUGCGCCCGGUGGCGCGGAUCCAUUGGCCGUGGCUGAGAUGAAGAGGCUUCUCAAUGAUGCCACCGAAAAGUGCCCCAAAGCAAAGAUCGUCGCCGGAGGUUACAGUCAAGGGGCAGCUGUCGCCCAUCGAGCAAUCGAGAGCCUUUCCGAUGCAGUCAAGAAGAGAAUAGAUGGUGUUGUUACUUAUGGCGACACCCAAAAAGCGCAGGACAAGGGACAGAUCCCCAAUUUUCCCAAAGACAAGGUCAAGAUAAUUUGCAACGACAGCGACGAGGUUUGUAAAGGAACGCUCGAGAUUGAACCUGCGCAUCUGGAUUACGUGAGGCGUGUUUCCGAAGGUGUUGAUUUCCUGGUCGGGAAAAUUGGUAACAUCUAA
Molecule: messenger RNA, 744 nt
Organism: Colletotrichum truncatum
Lineage: Eukaryota; Fungi; Ascomycota; Sordariomycetes; Glomerellales; Glomerellaceae
Product: cutinase
Biological process (GO): carbohydrate catabolic process
Cellular component (GO): extracellular region
Molecular function (GO): cutinase activity
Source: RefSeq, a predicted model, not a curated record